Contarinia nasturtii (swede midge) is the source of this 4466-nucleotide messenger RNA. RefSeq names its product neurotrimin-like. Gene Ontology annotation, cellular component: neuron projection. The transcript is spliced from 14 exons. Bases 225 to 1730 code for a protein of 501 amino acids. The record is from RefSeq and is a predicted model, not a curated record. NCBI's taxonomy places the organism in Eukaryota, Metazoa, Arthropoda, Insecta, Diptera, Cecidomyiidae.
CAUUUGCUGCAGGAAAAAUGCCAAUUUUAAACAUUUUUGGUGUCUGAUAAAUGAGAAGUGACUGUUAUUGGGUGAUUUUUUUUUCAUUGUGCACUCUUAAAUCUGUGUCAAGAUCUAUUUUUAUGAAUCGAAUUGAAGUCUAAUUAAAUGUGAAACGCGCUCAAAAUCAACUUGAAUUUUUAUCAACACAACAAAAAAGAGGAAUUACCCCAAACAGGAACACAAUGGCAAACGUUAAGCUUUUAAAGAAAUUCUAUUUGAAAAUACUACUUCAAUUCCUAUGCAGUGCUUUACUUAUUCAGGGCACAAGCAUCCAGCAACUAGAACCACAACCGGAGUUCUUGGCUCCAUUAGAUAAUUUUACAGUGACUCAAGGACGUGACAUUUCAUUUACAUGUGUUGUUGAAAAUUUACAACAAUAUCGGGUGGCAUGGAUAAAGUCCGAUUCAAAAGCGAUUUUAGCAAUACAUACACUAAUGGUUGCACUGAAUCCUCGUCUAUCCGUUACACAUAAUGGUCACAAUACGUGGAAACUGCACAUAUCUCAUGUGCAACUCAAUGAUUCUGGAUCGUAUAUGUGUCAAGUCAACACAGAUCCAAUGCGAAGUCAGUGGGGCCAUUUAAAUGUCGUUGUUCCGCCAGAUAUUCUCAAUGAAGCCGAUACAAAUGGAAGUAGCCUGGAUGAAAGUGUCACAAAUGAAGGCGGACAAAUUCAAUUAGUAUGCAUUGCAACGGGUGUCCCAACGCCAACGACAAUAUGGCGACGUGAGGGUGGCAAGGAUAUUGUUCUACGUAGCGAAGGACGCGAUAAACAAUACUUUAAGCAAGUCGAAGGGAGCAGGUUGGUGCUGCAUCAAGUUCAAAGAACAGACAAUGGUGGCUAUAUGUGCAUCGCUUCGAAUGGAGUACCGCCCACUGUGUCAAAACGAUACGAUGUUCAAGUGAAUUUUCCACCGCUCGUAAAAGCUGUUAAUCAUGUUGUUGGAGCGCCCGUCGAGAGUCACGUUCUAUUGGAAUGCAUUGUUGAAGUAUUUCCGAAACCAUUAAACGGCUGGUAUCGAAACGAUGGGAGUUUAAAGUUGCACGAUGGCGCAAAAUACGUUAUUUCAGAGCGAAUAAUAAACAGUUUCACGUGGCAGUUGAAUUUGACCAUAAAGAACUUGCAGAAAAAUGACUUUGGCGAGUACACGUGUACCUCAGUGAAUGCAUUGGGUAAACAAGAUGCUCGCAUUCGAUUGCAAGAGCUAAAACUCAUAACGCGACCUGUUACAACUACAACACCAACACCGUAUGUGUAUACAACGGUAAAGCCGCCGCGGCGCAAACAGCAUCAAAAUCAUAACCAUAAAGGUCAUGACACAUCCAACCGAGUUAAAGAAAUAUUACUACCGAACAAUUUGCAAGAGAACGAGAUUGCCGGAGCGGCUAGCGGUGGCGGUGGUGGUUCAAUCGAAGUAUUCACACAAGGUCCUGGCGGUGGUCGAGUUGGUGGAAAUGUUGGCGGUAACGGUGUUGGUGGAACGGGAAAUAUUGGCAUAACGAGCGGAAACAUACCGAAUGGAAUCGAUAAAUCGCGAACAUCACAAACAAGUUCAGGUGACAUGUCAUCAUCAAAUCGGCCUGGAUGGUUUGGUUAUCAUCCGAGUAGUAGCAUCAAAUUAACAACGAAUCUCAGCGACAUUACUGUUUUUUCGGUUUGCAUUUUGGUCAUUUUAUUGCCAUCAUUAUAAUCAUUAUGUCAUUGAUAUUUAUUAUGUUGUUGAUGUCAAUGAUUCAACUAGUCUAAUAAUUAUUUCAUUGAAAAUCAUACGAAUUUUUCGGAUGGGGCUGAACAACGAUGAACACGGAAGGUGCUCAUAAUUUAAAAAAAAAUCCAUUUUGUACAUAUUCAUUUUUAAUGAUCACAUAAUUUCAUUUCCGGUCGUUCUGAUUCCAAAUUAAUUAAAUUAUAUUAUUAACAAAAUUAAAUUCAAACUUUGCAUCAAUACAAUGCAAAAAAUACAAAAAAUAGAAGAGGAAAAACACCAGUGAAGAAUAAUCCAAUAAAUUAGAGUGUGUAAUAAAUCAUCUAUAUAUCAUGUUCCGAAAAAUUAUAAUUAAAAUUUAAAAAAGUAAUAACCAAAAAAUCAUUCAAAAGACUAAUUCAGUCAAAUUCUAACUAUAAAAACCAUGAUGAAUCAACGUAUAAUUGUUUAUAUGAUAUGAUAAACAAUUUUCGGCAAGGUAAUGCAAAAGAAGAAUACAUGUAUGUAUUACUAUAAUUAUUUCUUCGAAGAAAGGGUUAACCAGAUAAUUUUAAUGUGCAAAAGUGAAAAACCAUCAAGCUUCCAAUGAGAGAAAGUUGAACGGAAAAGAAAUAUUUUUUGAUGUUUUCUCAACGAACGCUUCGGAAAUUACUUCUUAUGGCAUCACCUUACGAACAAGUGUUACAUAUCAUGCACAUUUAUAAAUGGAUCCACAUCAAUAAAAGCUAAAUGUGUAAAAGGGAUAAAUUGUUGUGAAAUAUUUUUUAGAUGGAUAUAAAAUAUGUUAUUCGAAUUAUGGUGCAAAAAAGCACCAUAGCAAAACAAAAACUCAAAAUAGCUAUAUCGUGUCAAAAUUACGCAAAACCCGAAAGUGAAAUAAAUUUUUCACUUUCAUUUGUAUAUAAAUAUUGAAUCAAAUUAAGGGGAUACAAUUUUGACUCUGACAUUCACAUUCACACACACACGAAUAUGCAGAUAUGCGGUCCUUGUGGCCAUGCAAAAUCUCGACCACUGCCAUAGUUUUGUUUUGUUGUCGCUCAUUCGGAAUACGUAAUUUUAAAUGCAAUAAUGAAUUAUUCUCAGUUUAUGUCUAAAAUACAGGAUGAAUUGCAGUGAAAAUUACAAGAAAAAACUUUCAAAUGGAGAAUUACCAUAUGAGUUGUUUAACGAAAACCAUUCAUUACAAAAACCACGAAUGGCAAUUUCAUUUUUUCUAGCCAAUUGCAAACCACAAGACAGCCUCGAAUCAUUUAACUUUAUUAAAUUAAAUAAAGUGCAAUUUAUGUAAUGAUAACAAAUAAACAUAAGUUAGUAGCGUUAUCUAGGUUGAUGAUGCCACUGCGAUCAGUUACAGUGUUGAAGCUUAAAAAUUUUCUAUAUUUUGCGAACUUGAACACUAAAUAAGCAUCAUUUACCUGGACACCAAAUGAGUAUAUCUACCUAGACGCGAAAUUAUGAGCACAAUAAAAUCUUUUGGUCAAAAUUUAUCGCAAGUGAUGUGACAUUUCUCUCUCUCUCACUCUCUCUCGGUCAGAUUAAACUUUCCUUUGUGUUCCAAAUGGUAUGUUUCGGUCGGUUGUAAAAAAUGUCGUGAGGAAACGAACAAAAUUUUGAAACUGUGUCAUUUCACUGGAAGUUCCAAGCACAUACGAAAUACUAUUUUGCAAAAAAAUGUCAACGAAAAAAAACCUUAACAAAUUUGCAAAAUGUCAUUGCCGAUAAGCACAAUUUAUGGUAGUGAACACGACUAACGCCACUUUUUUUAUCAACAAGUUUUUGUUGUUUGCAUUUUAAUUUUCCGUCUGUGCCUGUGUGUAUGUGUAGCGAAAAUUAGGUUGAUUCGUUUUGAUUUUUUAGCGUUUUCUCUCUUCCAAUUUUUUUUUUUCAAUUUUCGCGUUGGUUGUAAUGUUUCACACAAAAGCAUAUGAAGUGUGCAUGUAAUAGCGGUCGUGUCUUUUGAUAUGCAACGUUUGCAACAGAGAGUGUUGUUUAUGUAUCCGUGUAUUGCACAAUACACAAUCAUGAUGCGCGCGCUAACGCUCACAAUUGCCCUGCCAAGCGAGAGAACUUUGUGUAUGUAAAUCUAAUUUUCUGACGCUUCUUUGCACAUGCAUUGUGUUUUUCAUCGUACUUUCCCCCGGAAAAAAUGCAAAAAUGAUAAAUAUGAUUUUAUUUUCAUUCGGCUCUCUUUUUAUUUAUAUUUUUGGCCAUUUUUUUACUUCUAGCACGAAAUAGUUUCAACUAACUGUAAAAGUGGUAUUCUCUGACCAUUCCCAAGAUACGUUUCCGGAAUUGUUGACACAUUUGGUGUUUGUAUGGUGUGUACACUGUACAUACGCGGAUCAUGAGAUAUAGCAAAAAAAGAACGUUUGUGUCAACAAACAUGUGGCAACGUCAAAUGAUAUUUAUUCGGUAUAUGUACGAAUCUUGCAUUUCAGCACAAUCCCCAACCGAAACCAGAUAAUUCUGAUGAAAAAUCUAGCUCAAUUUUGUUUAAUUAAUUUCGAUUUAUCUAUUGUUAGUGUGAGCUCACCAUAAAACCGUGCGUUAAAUGGAGGAAAAUAAAAGCCAUUUAAAAAGCUUUUAUUCGUCAUUCUAACUAGAAGGUCUAACAAUUGAACCAAUUUUUGUUUGUUUUAUGGUUUUUGGGUCGGUGUUGGUUUUUUUGAAAUAAAAAAAAAACUUAAUUACAAUUUUCUAGCUCAUAAUCCAAAAUUAAUC